CGUCAGCCCUGUUCCUUGGGUUUGCCACACCGACAAAACGUGAACCUUUUUGCCUUACUUCUGCUGUUUUGAGAUUGCAUCAUUGAGUGUUGACCAUCUAACGGUUUAAUGCAGGAGGGGGUUCAAAUUUUAAAAUAACGGGGCACCAACUCAUCCACAAAGACAACACGUAUGAAUAAAAUGUACAAAAUGAUAACUGAUAUCAUUUUACUGAUUUGCUUAGCUUUUUCUGGUGACAUUCUAUGUCCCUAGAGCUAGUUUCUGUAGCGUCCGGGCAAGGGAAACCAAAAUCAGUCAUCCGGGAGGGGCUCAGUGUCGAGGCGCUACUCCUCCGCAUUGAGAGGAGCCAGAUGAGGUGGGUGGGGCAUCUGAUUCGGAUGUCUCCCGGACGCCUCCCUGGUGAGGUGUUCCGGGCAUGUCCCACCGGAAAGAGACCCAGAGGACGACCCAGGACGCGCUGGACAGACUAUGCCUCUCGGCUGGCUUGGGAACGCAUCGGGAUGCCUCCGGAAGAGCUGGAAGAAGUGGCUGGAGAAAGGGAAGUCUGGGUAUCCCUUGCUGAAGCUGCUUCCCCCGCGACCCGACCCGGAAAAGCGAAACAUGUACCCGCCGUUUGCCACGCCCAGGUCCAGUACGCACUUCCCCUUUUGAUGGUCUCAUCAAUGCAGCACAAAUCUCGUUCCGAAAUGACACGCCUGGGGAUUUUCUACAUGGUCGCCGUAUUGCUCGUGUCGCACAGCAUCGCAGUUGUAAGGGUUCCCCUUACGAAGACCAGGAGCCUCCGCCGUAUCAUUACCGACAAUGGGAUGUCUCUGGAGCAAAUUCGGGCUUUGGCGAAGUCCAGCGGAGCUCCGGAUAGCGCUCUCGCCCCCGAAGUCCCCGUCGAGAGGCUGACGAAUUUCAUGGAUGCCCAGUACUUUGGGGUCAUCAGUAUCGGGUCGCCACCUCAGGACUUCACGGUGCUGUUCGACACGGGCUCGUCCAACCUCUGGGUGCCCUCAAUCCACUGCUCAUUCUUCGACGUGGCCUGCUGGCUCCAUCAUCGCUACAACUCAAAGAAGUCGAGUACCUACGUCGAGAACGGUACUGACUUUUCCAUCCGAUACGGCAGAGGCAGCCUGUCUGGGUUCAUCAGUCAAGACACAGUCAAUAUAGCAGGUUUGUCCGUGCCCGGACAACAGUUUGGCGAAGCCGUCAAGCAGCCCGGCGUAACGUUUGCUCUCGCCCGCUUCGAUGGGGUCCUGGGCAUGGCCUACCCGUCCAUAUCAGUCGCCAACGUCACCCCGGUGUUCGACACCGCCAUGGCGGCCAAGCUGCUGCCGCAGAAUGUCUUUUCUUUCUACAUAAGCAGAGACCCUGCAGCAGCAGUGGGAGGAGAGCUGAUGCUGGGUGGGUCCGACCCACAGUACUACACUGGAGACCUGCACUAUGUCAACGUCACGCGCAAGGCCUACUGGCAGAUUAAGAUGAAUGAAGUCGGCGUGGGCAACCAACUGGCCCUUUGCAAAGCCGGCUGCCAGGCUAUCGUCGACACUGGGACGUCCCUGAUUGUCGGCCCUUCGGGGGAAAUCCGGGCACUGCACAAAGCCAUCGGCGCGCUGCCCCUGCUGAUGGGAGAGUAUAUAAUUGACUGUAAGAAGAUCGACUCCCUCCCUCUCAUCUCCUUUAACAUCGGAGGGAAGAUGUUUAAUCUGAGUGGAGAGGAUUACGUCAUGAAGGAGUCUCAAAUGGGCUCGUCCAUCUGCCUCUCGGGCUUCAUGGCCAUGGACAUUCCGCCCCCUGCUGGCCCACUUUGGAUUCUGGGAGACGUUUUCAUCAGGAAGUACUACACAGUUUUUGACAGGAGUGCGGAUCGUGUCGGGUUUGCACUAGCCAAGUAGUCACUCUCGAUUUUUUGAAAAAUUAUUAUAUAGAUAGCACACAACUCCAAAGAUCACACCAUGUCUUAUGUUUUUUUUGUUUUUUUGCUAUUGCAGUGUUUAGAUUUGUGGCUCCCUAAAACUCAAAUUGCUGAGUGAGAACUGAAGACUUCACAUCUUCUGGUUCUUAUGUUGAGGAUAAUGUGAAACUCAAUGAAUGGGAAACAAGCAAAUGUAGAACUCUUUCACUUUCAGGUUCAAAGUAGCAAAUGAACAAAUGCACGUUAGAUAGAAUUUGAAUAUUUCCACUCAUAUAUCUUCAAGCAAUUGUUGAGAGUUGCAAAAAUUAAGUUAAUAUGGUUCACAGAGACCCCGCGGCAAUUUCAUUUCCGUUUAAACAGAAGACUUGCAUUUCAUCAAAGAUCAAGACAAAUAAAAGGUUUUAAAAAGCAA
This is a messenger RNA of Syngnathoides biaculeatus (alligator pipefish), 2312 nucleotides long. RefSeq names its product napsin A aspartic peptidase (gene napsa). Gene Ontology annotation, biological process: proteolysis. The transcript has 11 exons. Gene Ontology annotation, cellular component: lysosome. Gene Ontology annotation, molecular function: aspartic-type endopeptidase activity. NCBI's taxonomy places the organism in Eukaryota, Metazoa, Chordata, Actinopteri, Syngnathiformes, Syngnathidae. The record is from RefSeq and is a predicted model, not a curated record. Bases 243 to 1880 code for a protein of 545 amino acids.